Messenger RNA from Rhincodon typus (whale shark), 1701 nucleotides. RefSeq names its product ras-specific guanine nucleotide-releasing factor RalGPS1-like. Gene Ontology annotation, molecular function: guanyl-nucleotide exchange factor activity. NCBI's taxonomy places the organism in Eukaryota, Metazoa, Chordata, Chondrichthyes, Orectolobiformes, Rhincodontidae. Gene Ontology annotation, biological process: positive regulation of GTPase activity; Ras protein signal transduction. Gene Ontology annotation, cellular component: plasma membrane. Bases 167 to 1564 code for a protein of 465 amino acids. The transcript has 16 exons. The record is from RefSeq and is a predicted model, not a curated record.
GGUCAUUGUAACCUGCCCAGUAACAGAGGCACCAAUCCUGUACUGGACUGGUCACUACCGACCAGGAGCUUCACUGCUCUGCUCUGGCUUUGCUUGAGACUGACCAGAAUUUGACCCAUUUAAGGAAUCUGGGUGACCCAAGGUUGAAGAGCUACCAGCUGUUGCUAUGGAAGUGGCUGAAGACGUGCACAGUGACAUUGAGUCAGAUCGUGGCCUUGAGAAUCCAGCUGCUACCUCCUCGCAGAGAGGGUCCUGUGACCUCAACUUUGAUGCUGUGGUAUUUGACAUUCUCAUGGUGACUCCAGAAGAAUUUGCGAGUCAAAUCACCCAACUUGACAUUCCGAGCUUCAGAGCCAUUCGACACCAGGAGUUGUCUGAUUGCAGUUGGAACAAGAAAGAGAAACACACUUUGGCUCCCAACGUGGUUGCUUUUACCAGGAGAUUUAACCAGGUCAGUUUCUGGGUCAUCCAAGAGAUUCUCACCAAACAGUCACUGAAAAGAAGAGUGGAAGUUGUCGGGCAUUUUAUCAAAAUUGCAAAAAAACUUCAGGGUCUCCAUAAUCUUCAUGGGUUGAUGGCAGUCGUUUCAGCGUUACAGAGCACUCCGGUGUUCAGAUUGUCAAAAACGUGGGCGCUGUUGAGCAGGAAAGAUAAGGCUGUGUUUGAAAAGCUGCAGACUCUGAUGUCCAGCGACAAUAACUAUAAAGAGCUCCGAGAUUACAUCAACUGCUUGAAAGAGACACCAUGUAUUCCAUAUUUAGGGAUUUACUUGUCUGACCUCACCUACAUUGAUGCUGCAUUUCCACAAUCGACAGAAACCUUGGAGAAGAAGCAUCGCUGUGAUCUGAUCAAUAAUGUUUUACGUGUCAUCUUUGACUUUCAGCAGUUCUGUGAAUAUGAUCUUCCAACAUUGCCUCAUGUGGAGAAAUACCUGAAUUCCCAGAGAUACAUUGAGGAACUGCAGGGAUUCUUGGAGCAGGACAACUACAGACUGUCUCUGAAGAUCCAACCUGCAACAUGUGCUCAGCAUCCGGUUUCCACGAGAGACUCUCGAGGCUCCCUCUCCGCCAGUGAGGAAACGAAACCUUGUCAUGGUGAUGCCUCGGUCACAUAUCUGUGUUUAACGCGAGGGCACCGAAGAUGGCGGAGUGUUGAUUACAAAGCUGGACAGACAAACACCAGCAAUCACAGAAGUGCCACGUUUCCUGGCUCUUGGCCUCGGUAUCUCCUCGAUGACAGUGAGAUGGAAGGUGAUGCAUCGUGGGUGAUGCAGGCGAGGGCCUCCCAGGAAGAAAGCUGUGACGUUGGAGAGAGAAAACCCUGUUCAUCUUUUGAACGCAACAGUGGGUUCUACUGCUCCCUGGGCCGUGUGACAAGGUCAAUGUGGAACCCUCUGAGGAGCCCGAUCGGAGCCAUGCUGCAUCCUGACGGAGGGGCAACAACUAUGGAAAGUGUGCUGAGAAGGAAAACUGUCCUGAAAGACAGCAGGAAGCCAGCGGUAAGGGGAGCAAUGAGACAUUUAUGUUCUGCUUGGUUUCUGACCUUGUUUCCUGAUGUUAGCUGAAACAGUUUCAGUUGGUUAUAAAUUCUGUAACAGAGCCAUUGGUACUAAUCAAUGUUUGAUUCUUGCUAGCCCCCAGCUUCUGUUGGGUAAUGUGCUUGUAAUUUUAUAUUUUGUGCUGGGACUGAAAUACCUUUUUC